Rubroshorea leprosula is the source of this 5809-nucleotide messenger RNA. The record is from the annotation of a GenBank genome assembly. NCBI's taxonomy places the organism in Eukaryota, Viridiplantae, Streptophyta, Magnoliopsida, Malvales, Dipterocarpaceae.
AUAAGCAAGUCCUUAAGAUGGGCAAUUCCUACUUCAUAGCAACUUGAGAAUGGUAUUAGUCAUAAGAAAAGAGAAGUAAGAUGAACAAUUGUUGCUGCAUGGCAACUUGAAGAUAGUGUUAGUCAUAAUAAAAGGGAAGUAGUUUGCAUUGCUGCCGAAACAUUGGCGCCGUCUGUGGGAAACUGAACAAGAAGUUGUGUAACUUAACUUGCUGAAAGACAAAAUGGUCCAAACUUUUACAGGAGGUCGCCCCCCAAGGAAUGAGGUGGACGAACAGGAGGACGCUCAAGUAUCUGAGCCCGGGUUGAAUGACUUCAGGCCAAUGCCAAGAAACCUCUUCGUCGGAGGAGACGAACAGGAUCACUUAAGUGAAACAGAUGACGAAAGAACACCAACUGGGUAUACAACCCAGCCUGAACAGUUCCAAGUUCCAACAGGAACAAGACAAAGACCUUCUAGACCGUACCAUUCACGGCAUGAACGACCUGAAAGGUCAACAGAACCUGCUCGGACAGCCGAGCUCGAAGAGAGAACCAGAGUUCUCGAAGUGGCAAUGGGAAAAAUCCUUGCCCGUCUGAUUCCAGAUGACCCCCUGAUUCCUUUGCUGAACAGGGAUGCACAACCAGCUACGGUUGUUGCGACUCGAAACUCCCCUGCUCUAAGCAACAUAGUGGUGCCGACCAGGCCAAGGGGAAGUGGAAAGCUAAAUAUCAAGCCCAGCUCAUCCAAACACAGCGAAGAACUGUUGAAGAAGAACGCAGACCUUGAAAGACAGCUACGAGAUGUACAAAAGUCUAUAGACGAGCUGAAAAGUCCCAGGUCGUAUCAGCAAACUCUUGAUUUAGAUAGCGCCCCGUUAAACCUAUCCAUCACAGCGGAACCGUACCAAGAGGGAUUCAAAAUUCCCCAUUUAGAGACGUAUGAUGGCUCGGGCGAUCCGGAUGAACAUCUGCACACUUACCAAGCCAUCAUGAGAAUACAAAACGCCAAUGAUGCCAUGAUGUGCAAAGUGUUCCCAGCAACACUUAAGACAACAGCCAGGAGAUGGUAUCACAAACUCCCCAGACAUUCCAUAGACUCGUACUCUCAGCUCGCCAAGCUAUUCUCCAACAAAUUUGCGAGCCAAAGGGAGAUUAAACGUACAGCGACUGAACUAAUGCAGGUUCAUCAAAAAGAGGGAGAGUCUUUGAGGGACUACAUGCAACGAUUCAACAAAGCUACUCUGGACAUUGAUAACGUCCCCGAUACCAUUUGCUUAUCUGCCUUGUUGCAUGGCCUGAAGCCCGGCCGGUUUUUGGACGACCUGCUGGAGAAUCCGCCCAAGUCAUGGAAUGAAGUAAACGACAGGUCGGCAAGCUUCAUAUUGUCCGAAGAUUUUCAAUCUUCUAAGAGACGAGCUGAUGACAGGCACGGAAAAGAACCCAAGCAGCCUGAAAACAGAGACGACAAGAAGAAACAGAAGGUUGGCGAGCAGAGAGGGAAACCACCCACUUAUCCAAAAUAUGACAGCUACAUACCCCUGAGCUCGUCACGAUCCCAGAUAUUGUCGCAGAUACAGCAUUGCGUCAAGAGACCCCCUCCACAAACGCAUGAUCCUUCACGAGCUGACAGAAGCAAAUACUGCGACUAUCACCGUGUCUACGGCCAUAAUACAGAAGACUGUCAGAGUCUGAAGGACGAGCUCGAAUUCUUGGCUCGCAAUGGAAAAUUGGAGGGGUAUGUGCAGAAGCCUCUUGUUUGGCAGCCCACCCAGACCCACUUCGUACAAGAGUACGGCCGACCUCAAGCACCUAGGUAUCAGCUCGGCAACAAUCCAAAUUCUUAUCAGACAGGAGGUCAAAGUGCCCGGGCCCGCAAGGCGUAUGCUCGCCAGGUGAUGACAGUAAAUAAGAACCGGCCUCUUAAGCGUCCAUUUGAGGAGGCAGACUGGGAGAAUACGGCCAUAACGUUCAGCCCGACAGAUUACCAGCGAGCAGGAGAGCCUAACAUCGUGAUGCCUCAUGCGGAUCCUUUUGUAACAACAGUCCAUAUAGGCAACCAUAACAUCAACAAGGUUUUCAUUGACACUGGGAGCUCGCCUGAUAUCCUGUAUUGGAGCUGCUUUCAAAAGAUGCAGCUGAACCCCAACUCGUUACAAAAAUAUGAAGGGCCUAUCUAUGGGUUCGACAAUCAACCUGUUCCAGUGGAGGGAGUAGUUACACUUCCCAUUUACGUGGGCUCAGAACCACGCUUCAGGAUGGCUUCAGUCAGCUUCCUGGUCGUCAAAAUGGAAUCAGCCUUCAAUGCCAUCUUAGGAAGGGCUACUCUGUGCGAAUUGAAAGCUGUCAUCUCACAACCCUAUCUCUGCAUGAAAUUUCCAACGCCUCAGGGGGUAGGAGUGCUGAAGGGGAAUCAGAGGAUGGCCAGGGCGUGUUAUCAGGAUACGUUCAAGAAGGUUGAGCUCGCUGUAGCCCCUGGAGGAUUUGAAAGUAGUAGGCCGACUCAGCCAGGCCAGCAGACAAUGAGCAUAUCGGACCUUGAGCAUAGACCCGAGGGAGUCGAGCAGAAAGCAGAGCCGGUAGAGCCAAUUGAAACCGUUCCUUUAAACCCUGAUGUGCCGGAAAGAACAGUCAAGAUCGGCACCAAACUCACAGAAGAAGAGCGAGCAGAGCUUCUGGAGUUCUUGAGGGUCAAUCAAGAUGUGUUCGCGUGGACUACUGACGAGAUGCCUGGCAUCCCAACCGAGCUGACAGUCCACAAACUCAGCACGGACCCCGCCAGAAGACCGGUGGUGCAGAAACGUCGCCUCUUUGGCCCAGAGAAACAAGCUGCCAUAGACGAGGAGAUACAGAAGCUGCUACAAGCAGGCUUCAUCAGGAGAGUGGAGUAUUCUGAGUGGGUGUCUAACCCCGUGCUCGUCAAAAAGUUGAAUGGCAGGUGGAGGAUGUGUAUUGACUUCACCAACCUCAAUGACGUAUGUCCAAAAGACCCUCACCCCUUGCCAAAUGUGGAGAAAUUAGUGGAGCGAGCAGCUGGGCAUGAACGGAUGAGUUUUCUUGACGCUAGCUCGGGCUAUCACCAGGUUCAGUUGCUGUUGGACGAUCAGGAGAAAACAGCUUUCUACGCUGGCGACGCUAUCUAUUGCUAUGUGAUGAUGCCAUUUGGCCUAAAAAAUGCUGGUGCUACAUAUCAGAAGCUAGUACAAAUAAUCUUUAAGCUCCAGAUCGGCAGAAACAUAGAAGUGUAUGUGGAUGACAUGAUAGUCACCAGCAAGCGAGCUGAAGACCAUAUAGACGACCUGAGUGAGACCUUUCAAAAUUUGCGCCGAGCCCAAAUGAAGCUGAACCCUCUGAAGUGCACAUUCGCUGUAGAAUCAGGAAAAUUCCUAGGGUACGUGGUAUCCAAGAAAGGAAUUGAAGCGAACCCAGAGAAGGUUUUGGCUGUUCAGCAGAUGGAGCCACCAAAGACUGUAAAGGACGUGCAACGCUUGACAGGGCGUGUAGUCGCUUUGCACAGAUUCAUAGCCAGGUCGGCGGAAAGGUGCCUACCGUUUUUCAAAGCCUUGCGAGAGCCCAAACACUUUCAAUGGACAGACGAGUGCCAACAGGCGUUCGACGAGCUCAAGCAGUAUCUGGCAUCUGCACCCCUCCUGUCUAAACUUGUGGAAGGGGAGAGUUUAUACCUAUACAUGGGAGUUACAGGAGAGGCAGUGAGCUCGGUUUUGCUCAGGGAAGAGAAUAAGAAUCAGAAGCCUAUUUGCUACGUGAGCAAGGUUUUACAAGGUGCAGAGCAAAACUACCCGUUAGCAGAAAAGGCUGCCUUUGCCUUGGUGUACACAGCUCGUAAGUUGAGGGCUUACUUCCAAUCACAUCAGAUUGUCGUCUAUACUGACUUGCCAUUGAGAAAAAUACUGCAGAAACCUGAACUCUCUGGUCGGCUCAUUGGAUGGAGCGUCGAGCUGAGUGAAUAUGACCUCAAAUUUCAGCCGCGCACAACCAUAAAAGGCCAGGCUGUUGCGGACUUUCUGGUGGAGUGCAUCUCAGCGACUAGGGAAGAAAAAGCACCUGAUCACCCAGUAUGGGUUUUGUAUGUUGAUGAAGCAGCCAGCGUUGAAGGGUCGGGUGCUGGGGCUGUACUAGUGGGCCCAGAUGGUUUUAAGUCUGAACACGCACUGAGGUUUAAGUUUCAGGCGACUAAUAACGCUGCAGAAUAUGAAGCCCUCAUUUAUGGAUUAAAGCUGGCGUCCGAGCUGAAGGUACAGAGCAUUCAAGUUUUUAGUGACUCUCAGCUUGUCGUGGGCCAGGUGAAUCGCAGUUGCGACAUCAGGGAUCCCCAGCUUGGUCGUUAUGCCUCUGUGGUCAACAGAUUGAAGUCAAGGUUCGCUUCAUUUCAGAUCGAUAAAAUACCGCGGGCAGAUAACCACCGAGCUGAUGAGCUGUCAAAGUUGGCCUCCUCGCAGGACAUUAACCCACAAAGAUCGACAAUCGUCGAGGUGCUUGACGCACCAAGUUACACGGAUGUCACAGUCGACUGUCAACUACUCAGUACAGAUCCCUUUACACCGAGCUGGACUACACCACUCAUAAGUUAUCUGCAAAGUGGCGAGUUGCCUGAAGAUCUGUCCGCUGCAAAAUCGAUUAAACGAAGGGCAACACAUUUCACUUUGUUAGAUAACCACCUCUACAAACGUGCAGCGUCAAUACCCCUCUUACGCUGCCUUACUCUUUAUGAAGCUGAAUAUGCCGUGAGAGAAGUUCACGAGGGAGUUUGUGGCACGCACAUUGGUGGCAGAACUUUAGCCCGGAAGCUCCUAAGGCAUGGUUAUUACUGGCCCACUAUGGUCGAGGACGCACAGAAUUAUGUCAAAAAGUGCCCGACCUGCCAGUUCAAUGCUGAUGAUAUUCACAUGCCAGGGGAAAUGCUAUCAUCUCUUACGUCUCCCUGGCCUUUUGCUCAAUGGGGCGUCGACCUGCUCGGCCCCUUCAUCAAAGGCAAAGGAGGCUGCACUUUCCUGGUCGUCGCGGUGGAUUACUUCACCAAGUGGAUAGAAGCUAAACCAUUAUCCACAACAACAGAAAGAAAAAUAGAAGAAUUCUUGUUCAAUUCAGUAUUGUGCAGGUUCGGCAUACCUAAACGGAUCAUCGCCGACAAUGGGCCACAGUUCCGAGCAGCAGCACUGAGAUCGUUUUGUAACGACUAUGGCAUCGAGCUCGCCUUGACAUCCGUGUACACUCCACAGUCUAACGGGCAAGCCGAGUCCGCCAAUAAAAUCGUCUUGCGAGGCCUCAAGACACGAGUCUUAGCCCCACAUUCUAAUUGGGUUGACGAGCUCAAUAAAGUGCUCUGGUCUUGUCGUACUACUCCCAGCUCGGCCACGGGCGAAACCCCUUUCAGCCUGGCUUAUGGAACUACGGCUGUCAUCCCAAUAGAGGUCGGACUACCAUCUGAUAGAUCAAGUCGUCAUGACGAUCAGAAUAAUGAACAGCUCUUAAGAGAGAACCUAGACCUUGUAGAAGAAAUCAGGGAGAUGUCCCGAAUAAAAAAAUGGCACACCAAAGUCGUGUUGCAAAAUUUUACAAUAAAAGAGUUCGAGCUCGCCAGUUUCAAGUCGGCGAUCUGGUCCUACGUAAAGCUGGAUAUACAGGGACGUCAGUUGCCUUACACUUGGAACGUACAUAAUCUUAGGAAGUUUUACAGUUAGCGUGUAUGUUAUUAGUGCUCAGGUCGUUACUGGUCAUUUGUAAACAGUGACUUACUGAACAUUCAACACAGAAAUUUUGGAAACAAAAGAUUCAACUUUGUAUUUCAUCAAUGAAGUUUUACAUGUGUA